Acipenser ruthenus (sterlet) is the source of this 5517-nucleotide messenger RNA. Its product is annotated as fibroblast growth factor 2-like. Bases 478 to 945 code for a protein of 155 amino acids. NCBI's taxonomy places the organism in Eukaryota, Metazoa, Chordata, Actinopteri, Acipenseriformes, Acipenseridae. Gene Ontology annotation, cellular component: cytoplasm. The record is from RefSeq and is a predicted model, not a curated record. Gene Ontology annotation, biological process: positive regulation of cell population proliferation; positive regulation of protein phosphorylation; fibroblast growth factor receptor signaling pathway. The transcript has 3 exons. Gene Ontology annotation, molecular function: fibroblast growth factor receptor binding; growth factor activity.
CAGGCGCAUUGAAGCUGAGAGGAUAAUAUUACAGGCUGAUCCAGAGCCUUUCUGACGACAGGCAGCAAAGCAGAACACAUCUCUGAGCAAAUUCCUGGAAAACACUGGGAAAUCCAAGCUCCUUCCGAAUGGAAUUAUGAAAACCAAACCGUUAUCUAUGUGGCACCACACAUUUAAAAUCAAUUCAUUUAUCUAGGUGUCAACCAAGAGGGGUUAUCCAUUCUUCCAAAGGUUUACAGGCAUUGGAAACUACAGCAUUUAUUUUUUUAUUUUUUACUUGGUAUUUCAGAAUGAAAACUUUAUCAGCACACUCUCCUUGUUACAUUUUUUAUACUUUGUGAUUAAGAAGAAACAAGAUUUUGAGGACUGAGAAAAAAGAAUUGGGGAUUGGAUCAAUGAAGAAGGCAAAAUUAGAAGCUGAUUGUGUUGAACAAUCUUAAUAAGAAAUCACAAGAGACGCAGAAGGGGAGAUCUGAGAUGGCUGCAGGAGGAAUCACAACCUUUCCUACAGUACCUGAUGAUGGAGGCAGCAGUACCUUCCCUCCAGGAAACUUUAAGGAACCCAAAAGACUUUACUGUAAAAACGGAGGAUAUUUCUUGAGGAUAAACCCUGAUGGAAGAGUGGAUGGGAUCAGGGAGAAGGAUGACCCUCGCAUCAAGCUGCAACUCCAAGCAGAAUCAAUCGGAGUGGUUUCAAUCAAAGGGGUCUCUGCAAACCGUUAUCUCGCGAUGAAUGAAGAUGGCCGGCUAUUCGGGUCGAAAUGUACAACAGAUGAAUGCUUCUUCUUUGAAAGACUAGAGUCGAACAACUACAACACUUACCGCUCUCAGAAAUACCCGGAUUGGUAUGUAGCUUUGAAGCGGACUGGGCAGUUCAAGUCGGGAUCAAAAACAGGACCGGGGCAGAAAGCCAUUCUCUUUCUUCCAAUGUCAGCAAAGAGCUGAUUCGGUUCUGCCAGAAACUGCUGUUGCACCCCUCUCAAAAUGUAAAGGACGUGAAGUUGGAGAGGGAUAAUGUAAACUUGCCUGCUUUUGCAAAGAACCAGUGUGACCAACACUUAACCUAUACUGAUACACGAAAGAGCUAAAUAUAAAACACUAAGGGAUUUAUUAGACUUCAUUAAAAUAAUGUGAAUAUUAUUAUUUUUUAAAUCUAUAGUUGACAUUUUAUAAGCACCAAUUAUGUAAAGUAAGCUUCCUCAAACAUAUUAACAACUUAAAAGGGAUGUGGCUAGAUUUAUAGUGAUUUUCAAUAUGAUAUUUCUCUAUCUAUCUAUCUAUCUAUCUAUCUAUCUAUCUAUCUAGAUAUCUAUACACACAUACACAUUACAAAACCCCUAAUAACAGUAGUUAGGAAGUUUAUGUAGAGAAAGUUCAUGAAUACGGUUUAUAUUAGAAACAGCCGCUUUAUAAAAUGCAUUAAUAGUACCAUUUCACUCGCUCACUGUUUAUCAACAGGUAUUUUCAAAUGUCUCUGGUAACUCCUUGAGUUGACAGAACAGCCCUUUUAUAAACAGCUGGGAUUUCUCUAACCACAAUCUCAGUUUGAUCAAAGCCCUCCGUGUGCUCGUACAGCAAGUGUUUGGCUGCCCUGCUCGUAAGGAGAGUUGUGUGGUUUGUCCUGGUCAGCACAGCUGCAUCCAUCCAUUCACAGCCGAGACUCCUCCUGAUGGCAGAAGUUAAUGUCAUGUGACAGCUGACUUGUCAAAGGUCCCCAGGUGCUUGUGCUGCUGCCAUACUCAAGAGGGGCUGGAACUCUGACUAUGCCAGUCUCUCCAGAAACGUGACGGACAGCUGUUUUUCCUGGGAGCAAAGACACAAGGAUUCCGUUCUUCAUAUCUCUUACAACCAAAUCUGGGACAUUGGUUCUAUCAUGUUGGUGGAACUGCAGGCUUUAUUGAACAUCAAUAUGAUGAAUUUUACAGAUCACUCCCCCCUCCCUCGUAAUGGAAGAGAAAUGUGGUAUUACCGGUGUGGCCCCCUUCAAACAAAAGCAACAGUCAUGUAAAUUUGAAUGCAUUUGUGUACUACUCCUUAUUUAACAUCUACAGUAGGGUUGUUUCCUUUCACGAGAUAGUGUUGCAAAUCGCACUUCGGUGUAAAGAUCUUUAUUAAUCUGAUCCAUUGGGUGUGAUUUCCACUGUAAGCUAUUUGUCCGAUCAUAUACAGUACAUUGACAGUGAUGGGCAAAUUGCCCACAUCAGAUAAUAUACCCAAAUAGCUGCAAACAGAAUGGUAUCACAUACAGCUAAAAACAAGUAUUGAAAAGGUAGUGGGGCAUUGCGGCAGAAGAUACAAACAACUGUAUGUACGAUCAGCUGAUCAAGUGCUGUACCACACAGUUACUGUGUGUUUUACUGUGCUGUUCAAAAAUACCUUAUGCACUAAAAUGUUGCUGUCAGUUUAUCAACUAUACAUUUUAACAAGUAUGUUAGAAGAUGUAUUGUCCAUCAGAACAGUACAUACGAAAUUAGCGCUUCCUUGUCAUGAAGAAGUAUCUCACAGAGACCUAAAUCCCCUGCCUGUACAUGCAAAAAUGUGUGACAUCAUACUGAGACGCAACACAUCCCAGCGCUGCUGUGCUACCCGUGUGUGACAUCAUACCGAGACACAACACAUCCCAGCGCUGCUGUGCUACUCGUGUGUGACAUCAUACCGAGACGCAACACAUCCCGGCGCUGCUGUGCUACUCGUGUGUGACAUCAUACCGAGACGCAACACAUCCCAGCGCUGCUGUGCUACUCGUGUGUGACAUCAUACCGAGACGCAACACAUCCCAGCGCUGCUGUGCUACUCGUGUGUGACAUCAUACCGAGACGCAACACAUCCCGGCGCUGCUGUGCUACUCGUGUGUGACAUCAUACCGAGACGCAACACAUCCCGGCGCUGCUGUGCUACUCGUGUGUGACAUCAUACCGAGACGCAACACAUCCCAGCGCUGCUGUGCUACUCGUGUGUGACAUCAUACCGAGACGCAACACAUCCCAGCGCUGCUGUGCUACUCGUGUGUGACAUCAUACCGAGACGCAACACAUCCCGGCGCUGCUGUGCUACUCGUGUGUGACAUCAUACCGAGACGCAACACAUCCCGGCGCUGCUGUGCUACUCGUGUGUGACAUCAUACCGAGACGCAACACAUCCCGGCGCUGCUGUGCUACUCGUGUGUGACAUCAUACCGAGACGCAACACAUCCCGGCGCUGCUGUGCUACUCGUGUGUGACAUCAUACCGAGACGCAACACAUCCCGGCGCUGCUGUGCUACUCGUGUGUGACAUCAUACCGAGACGCAACACAUCCCAGCGCUGCUGUGCUACUCGUGUGUGACAUCAUAACUAGAUGCAACACAUCCCAGCGCUGCUGUGCUACUCGUGUGUGACAUCAUACCGAGACGCAACACAUCCCGGCGCUGCUGUGCUACUCGUGUGUGACAUCAUACCGAGACGCAACACAUCCCGGCGCUGCUGUGCUACUCGUGUGUGACAUCAUACCGAGACGCAACACAUCCCAGCGCUGCUGUGCUACUCGUGUGUGACAUCAUAACUAGAUGCAACACAUCCCAGCGCUGCUGUGCUACUCGUGUGUGACAUCAUACCGAGACGCAACACAUCCCAGCGCUGCUGUGCUACUCGUGUGUGACAUCAUAACUAGAUGCAACACAUCCCAUUGCUGUUGUGCUACUCGUGUGUGACAUCAUACCAAGACGCAACACAUCCCAGCGCUGCUGUGCUACUCGUGUGUGACAUCAUACCGAGACGCAACACAUCCCGGCGCUGCUGUGCUAAAAAAUACAUUUUGGCUGUGAUCUGUAUUUUUUGUAUUUAAAUAAAACCACUUCCCGGUCUGAGAGUCAGGUAUGUACAGUAAGCUCUAAUGAUGCAAAUCUGGCAUUGUUUAUAUAAAACAUGUGGCAGGAUAAGAUAAUUGUCCUUUGUUUCUAACAUUAAAACAUACAUUGUAGAGUUGAAACCUGCAUUCAAAUGAAUAGAUUAUUAUCCGUACAUUAUUAUUCUUUGUAGAGUCCUGUCCGAUGAUGGGGCAAUAUUAUUAAACAUUAUAAAACUGUACUUCACCUCAAGAAGUUACUUGCCUUAAAUUGCUUUGGUAGGACUAUUUCAAUUCAAUAAUAUAAGCCUAAACUUUGCUACACCUCAUUCGACCUGAUAAGUCAAUUGACAAGGCGGUUCCUUAUAUUCUCAGUUGUUACAUGUGUAGUCUUCAACCAUUUCCAUUGAAUUCCAUAAUAAGUGGUGCAAAGUGGAGUAAACUGACAACACAAAUCUGCAUCCUUUCACAAGUGUCUUCUUUGGGGUCCGCUACGAGCCCAGGAUUCUACGGGAAGAACAUUUCAAGUUGUCUUUUAUAAAAUGAACCUGUAUUUUGUAAGAUUAAACCUGGUGUUUUGGCAAAGUUAAAGACACUGUGACCCAACCCAAGCCUUUCUGAUCUGGGUUCCUCCUGGAUCUACAGCAUUUGCACCCCUUUUUAAAAGCGUAAGCUGUGCAUAAGAGAUCCUAAGUAACAUUAUGUGUUUUUGUUUCUAGUUUUAAAACACUACAUGAUUAUUUAUUUAUUAAAGACAGAAGGGGUACACACUUUACACAAGAGCAAAAGCAGAGUACAUACAGAAAUAAUAAACACAAGAAUGUGUUAUUAAAAUAAGAAAUGAAGAAACAAAAACAAUUUAUGUAUCAACAAGGUUAAACUAUAAAGCAUCUGUAUAAUCUAUUAAAGUGACCAACAGUGGGCACUACAAGAAAGAGAAAACUAACAAAACACGAUACAGCAUAUAUUAUUCAUUAUAUCUAUGUUUAAUAUUCAGAGUAUUUUUUAUUAACUUAUUCACUUUUAAGACAGCAGUGGAGAUACUAUACAUCACUCUCCUAUAUUUUCCUCUGAUCAGAAACACCUGGGAACUUCCAGGCAUGUGUGGUCUGAAGAGAAACAGAAGCAGAAUAUAUUACUUAAUAUCCAGAAGUGGAGCAGGAUGCGCUAAUAGUUUUGGCAGUUGCUUGGAUCAAAAGGUUCAAAAUGCUACCAAAUGAAUGCGUUUCUGUACAAAAAUGGAUCAGCAAAACAUGAAUGACUAAAUAUAAUUUGUUCCAGUUUGAAGAAAUGUAGUUGAAUGUGAUUCUGGGACGCUAUUUUUUCUUUAUUAUAUCUGUGUGAAGUUUAUGAAGUUUGGCGUUCUACUGAUGUUAUAACGAAAUAUGUUGCAUCUUUCAUGUUUAAAUGCUGCUAGCUGAAUUAACUAGUUAUGAUGGUAGGAAAUCUAAAUGAAGCUGCUAGUGUUUAGGGUUGUAUACUUGUUAAGUCUUAUAUUUAAACACGUAUGUAAUGUAUAUUGCUUUUAAUCAUUGGCUUUUAUAUUUGUAAUGUAUCUUAUAUUUCAUCUUUGAAGUACUGAGGCUGUAACAUUGUAUUGUACUGCACUGGUUAAUGCGUUUAUUGCUUCAUUUUAAACAUUGUUAUUUGUUUUAAUAUAAAAAUUAUUCAUAUUAAAAUUGCCAUAGAAAGCAA